AUGGAAUUUAUCAACUUAAAAGUUCCCAGCUCUGUAUAUUUUGGAGGAAGAAGAUAUCGAUUUGGAUAUAACUGGAAUUCAAGUAAUGAUGUGUGGACCUACGGACAGAUCCUCUGGACCCUCAUGUUCUCCAUAAUCAUCGUCGUGGCCAUCCUCGGCAAUACUAUCGUCAUCUGGAUUAUUCUAGCGCAUCGACGAAUGUGGAGUGUGACGAACUAUUUCCUGUUUAACCUAACUCUAGCAGACCUCAUGAUGGCAACCCUUAAUUGUAUACCCUCAUUUAUAUUCAUGAGGGACAGGGUGUGGACCUUAGGAUACAUCUAUUGUAAGAUCAACACCUUCCUCUCCUACGUAACAAUACCAGCUAGUGUCUUUACUCUACUAGCUAUAACCAUUGAUAGAAGAAAGGCUAUUGUGCGCCCCUUGGAGCCUAAAACGUCCCGGAUGAAAGUUUUGAUUACAAUCCUUGUCAUCUGGAUUCUUAGUAGCAUCAUUUCUCUUCCUCCUACACUCGUCGCUAAACACUUUCUUCAUGGCAGAUGUGGGAAGAAUUAUAUCUGUGUCCCAAUCUGGCCAUCGACAGAGUCAAUCGAUGCUUCUCAAUAUGAUCAUGUAUACAAUAUCCUGUUCAGCGUGAUCACCUACCUCACCCCUAUGAUAGGGAUGGGAAUAUGUUAUAAACAAAUCUGGAAAAAUCUCUGGGGUGGAGAGUGUAUAGGAGAAAUAAUGGUGCAUCCCGCCGUUCUGAAAUCUAGGCAAAACAAGAAAAGAGUUGUGAUCAUGUUUGCUGUUGUGAUCAGUAUCUUUAUGGUCUGCUGGCUCCCCUACCAACUCUACUUUAUCUUCCUCUACUAUAUUCCUUCCGUCAAAUACUUCAGAUAUAUCGGUGAUCUAUAUCUGUCCUUCUACUGGUUAGCAAUGGCGAACAGUUGCGUAAACCCAAUUAUUUACUAUUGGAUGAACUCCAGAUUUCGUGAAUACUUCAACAGUGUACUCUUCUGUUUGCCGCGUUGCUUUUACUGGAUAAAAGCGCGCAGUCUGCGUUACAAAGACGACCAAAAUCAAGAAACACCAAAAAUGCUCAGGCUGUGUGAAGAAAGGGAUACCGUAAAAUCUAGAAAAGGAGAAAGACCGAGACUACUGCUAAAGUCCAGUACUAAAGAAGCAUUUCUUGGCGAUACUCCACUCUGUGAGUUACAUCCAGUAUUUUCUAUCAGCUUGAGAGAAUCCAGAGAACCUAGAGAACUUGGAGAAUCUAGACAAUCAAGAGAAUCUAGAGAACCUAAAGAACCUAGAGAACCUAAAGAAUUUACAGAAUCUAGAGAACCUAGAAAGCCCUUCCUGCACCAGGAAACUGGUAUCCUAGAACCAGAAAUAUUACCAGCUACAGAGGUUCUCUUAUAAUCAGACCCCUGGGAACCAGAAUAUCAGAUAAAACCUUAAAUUUUAGUUCUCAAUAAAAUGAUUUCGAAAUUAGGAACAUAUUGUUCAAAUUUACAAACAUAUUGAUCGAAAUUACUUACAUAUUGAUCGGAUUUCCAUUUGUUCACAUUUACUAACAUACUGUUCGAAUUUACGAACAAUUGAACGAAUUUACUGCAUGUUUUUUAUUGUAUGAACAAAUGCUAAAUAUUUGUUUUACUUGAAAUACUUUCUUAUAAUUAAGUUUCUGUGGAUCUUCAUUAAGAACUUCAAAUUAAUGAGAAAUACCAGGUCAACAAAAAUGUCCUUCAAAAAUAAGCAUAUAAUUUAUGGGCU
Messenger RNA from Eurytemora carolleeae, 1758 nucleotides. Its product is annotated as tachykinin-like peptides receptor 86C. The transcript is spliced from 13 exons. The record is from RefSeq and is a predicted model, not a curated record. NCBI's taxonomy places the organism in Eukaryota, Metazoa, Arthropoda, Copepoda, Calanoida, Temoridae. Gene Ontology annotation, molecular function: neuropeptide Y receptor activity; tachykinin receptor activity. Gene Ontology annotation, cellular component: plasma membrane. The coding region runs from base 1 to 1404 and encodes 467 amino acids. Gene Ontology annotation, biological process: G protein-coupled receptor signaling pathway.